UUGGAGAGGCAUGUAAACUCAUACACACUGGGGCCCUUGUGCUGAAAGGUAUGGAUACACAGACUGAACCGGCUUUAUUAAGUUAUAUUAGACGUGUUAGUUUGUUUAAGCUUUGAAACAGCGCAUUAACUAAGCAGGAAGAAGAGUAUUAUAUGUUGAAAUUCCUCUCACAGCUGUCUUUGUUUACAUUUGUAUGCAGAAGAUAAGUAAAAAACUCCUCCCGGCUGUUUUAUUUUUUUGCUGUGUGUGGAUGAGAGGUUGAGGUUUUGUUUCGGCUGCUGGUAUUUUAGCUGACAGCUCGCUGAAUAGGGCGAAACCACCAGACACCCUGUGUGAAUAGCUGCAUUGUGGACGCUGGCUGGUGUGUUUGACAGCUCGGGUUCAAACCUAUCUAGGCCUCUUCCACAGAGAGAGGGGGGUUUUGGUGAAAUCUGUGCUUUUAUUCCGCCAUAGCCCGUCUGUCAGGGAGGCUCUUCAUCAUUGCUGUGUUCAGGCUGACACGGUGUGUUGCCUCGCUGAGGGCUAAAUUACCGGUGGCAGCGAGCUGUCCUGUUGUUUAUGGUCGCGCCUUGCUGUCAGCCCGCAGUGCCAAAGUGUCAUCACCAUCAUUUCUGGCGACGAGGAUGCCGCAGACCAACAAGUCCACGAACGCCCCAGCAGCGUGUGACUCUCCAGGAUCAGGUCAAGCAGGAGGAGAACCGGCUGAAGAUCAGGGGCAGAACCGAGCUGCAGUGGAGACAGAGGAAGAAGGAGGAGGAGGAGGAGGAGGGGAGGACAAUGUUGGAGACAGUGAGAUAACCAAGUCCCCCAGUGACCCUAAACAGUACAGGUAAAGGACACACUCAAGUGAUGGGCAAGGCAGUUCUUUUAGAUGUACUGAGUCACUAGAAUCAGUUCACUGAAAAGAUUCGUUCACCAAAUCACUGAAUCAGUAGUUAAAAACAACGAAAAAAGUUUGUCUGACAAAAAUGAUUCCAGAGGGUGUAGUUCUUGUAGAUGUACUUAAUCACUAGAAUCAGUUGACUAAAAAGAUUCGUUCAAAAGAUUCAUUCACCAAAUUACCAAAACCUGUAGCAUUUGGUGGGCGAAGCCUGCAACUCCAGCCAUAGUCAUUAUAUACAUAGACACCUUAUUACGUGUUGGAGCAGUAAAUAUAAAGGACACACUAUAGGGAUGGGCACUGAAUCACUAGAAUCAGUUCACUAAAAACAUUCGUUCAAAAGAUUUGUUCACCAAAUCAUGUUGCAUUUGGCGGGCGAAGACUGCGACUCCAACCACAGACAUUAUAUAUGUAGAUGCCUCAUUACAAGCUGGAGCCAUAGACUGAAUAUACUAUGGACAACUUGGUUCAGUUUUUUUGCACCUUAUGGUUGAAAAACCCGACGCAGUAUUGAAACCAAAUCACGUAGGAUUACAUUUCACAAAUAGGAUUAAAAAAUACAUUUUUUAUUUUUAACGUGUGACAUUGUCCUGUAUUAUUGCUACAUUCCUGCCGUUGUAACAAACCAAACAGAGUGAAAAUCGGGCAGAGAUUCUAAGAGGUAUUAUCAAUAUGGUCGGGCAUUCCUACCUACCGUAAUGCACUGGAGGCGCACGGGGGACCCAUCCAAGAUGGCGGCCGCACUGAUAUGAGGGCUCCAAUAGGCAGUGUCAGGCUUUGAGGCGUCUACGUAUAUUAUGCCUAUGACCCUGACCUCCUGAACUAAACACAGCUGAACGGUUCAGGAUUCAAUCCAAUUUGUAGCUUCUGGGACCGGGAGACGAGAGUGUUUGGAAUGUUGAGAAGAAUGCACCGUUCCCUCACAAACCGCUGCAACAUUAGGAUGCUUUAGGUUUAAUGCACUACUUGUUACAUGCUGUGUCCUAUUGUAUGCAAGUUGUUGUGGUGGCAAUUUAGCAAUAAAAAAAAAAAAGGUAGUUUUGUCCAACAAAAAUGAUUCCAGAGAGUGUAGUUCAAUUCAUGAUUCGUUCACCGAUUGAUUCAAGUGUUGGUGCAUGCGGUCCCUCAUUCGCCGACUGCUCGACUGGCAAUGCUGUUUCUCACUUUAGCUCAACUGAAUCGAAGAAGUGAUUCGGUUCUGUACGGUCACUCAAAAGAUUCGGUUCUUUUGAACGAAUCGUUUGCGAACGUCACAACCCGAACACGCUCCUAUGUGUUACAUUUAUCGCACAAUAGCCCUCCCAUAUGAUUCAUCUCCUCUAUUUCGUGCUUUAUUCUUAGUCAUUGUCACCAGCACAAUUUUACACGCAGCAAGGAUAUGAUCUAAAACUAGAGGGUGCUGAGAAAAUGACCCAGAUCCACUAACCCAGAUCCAAAAAAGAUAUCCAGCGUUUUCUUCCUGAGGCAUUAUUGUGGUGUGAUGAGACGAUUUCAUGCUAUAAGCACACACCAGCGCUUCGGGCCUCUGCGGAGCAUACGCAGAGAAAUAUGCUGUGAAGAAGCGUACAACAAGAGAGUCUCAAAGGGUAUAAGAUGCAGUCUGGUUGAUUUAACAGCCUGUUCAACAUAAGACAAAAAAAAACAAACUGUAACGCAACGCUGAUUCUUAAAAGUCCCUAAGCUGUCUGACCUUUGACCCCUCUCUCCCCCUGCAGGUACAUCGUGCUUGAAAACGGACUGCAGGCUCUCCUUAUCUCAGACUACAGCGGCCCGGCAGGGUCUGAAGACGAAACGGACAGUGAAGAGGAGGAGGAGGAGGAAGAAGAGGAGGAGGAUGAGUCUGGAGAUGACACAGGGAGUGAGUCUGAUGAAGAGGAGGGCGACGAUGAAGGUGACGACGAGGACGACGAGGGGAGUAAGAGGAAAAGAAGCUCAGAGAAACAGGUACGCAGGGGAGGUUUUGAAUGUAGCUCUCCAUUCAUUUUUCAGGAGCUUUGACACGUGUGCAGCGUCUCAGAGGAGUAAAAAAACACUUGAUUCAUGCUGAAACCAAAAAAAAAAAUCACAUAUGCAGAGAUUAUUUAUGCAUGAGGGCUGUCAGCACAAACUGUGAAACUAUUUAUAGAGCUGUUAAAUACACACACUUUCUAACAACACCUGUUCCUAAAAGCCAGCAUCCCCACUCGGACCUGAUACAGUAUCCAAUUCGCGCGUGUGUGUGUGUGUUUUUGUGUGUGCCAGUCUGCAGCAGCUCUGUGUGUGGGAGUGGGCAGCUUCAGCGACCCCGAUGACCUGCCCGGCCUCGCUCACUUUCUGGAACACAGUGAGUAUAAACACCAGAGAGGGUGAAGCCUUUUUUUUCUUCUUCUUCUUUUUGAAAAGAAGUUCUCAUUUUCGCCUCUCGGAAAAACAGGAGCUGAUUCGCUCUCAGGUACUCGAUGUGUCAGUUUGAAAGUCAAGUCGUGUCAAUUUUAUUUAUAAGGCGCGUUUGUUACGUAACAAGAUUUGCCUCAGAGGCUGUACAACAUACAAGACACCCCGUCUCCCGUUUGAUUCCAGGAAUAAUUUUGCUAUUUUUAAUAAUUUAGUGUACCCUCCUUUCCUUAACCUGUUUUGUCUACUUUUACUCCGGUUAAUAAUUUGUGACAUUUCCCAGAAUAUCCUCCUACAAGCCACAGAGAACGCACGCAGGGAACUUGUUGCAUUGAAGUUUUUUUUCCAGUCCAAUAAAAACCAAGAGUUGCUCUUCUUUCUUGAAAUGCCACAGAUGUUCUGAAUUGCAUUCUGGCUUUACUGAUGUUUCUGUCUGUAGAGAAAUUGUUGUAUCUGCCUCUUUGAUAGAUGUGGUUUUUGAGCAUUGUUCCCUCCCAAAAGGUCUGUUUGAAAAGAAAAGAAAGCCUCGCUAGUCUUACGGUUGUCAUCAAAACUGUCACCACACUUUACCGGCGAUAUUUAGAGGAACAUUUACUGCUACAUCUAGAAAAAUAAAUUAAAUUCUAUUGUGGCUUUGCUGGAAAUACAAUGCCACUCCGUCUGUGUUUGGCCCUGCUUUUCCACGUAGUCAACAAAACCACAAAUGCAAGGCACAUACCAGAGUAGCUGUGGUUGAUUUUACCUUCAAAGUCACUUUCUUUUUUUUAUUUCCUCUUCUCAUUGUAUUUUUUUUCUUUCCUCUCUCUGUUACGUCCCAGUGGUGUUCAUGGGCAGCGAGAAGUAUCCCUCAGAAAACGGUUUUGAUGCUUUCCUAAAGAAGCACGGUGGAAGCGACAACGCCUCCACCGACUGCGAGAGGACAGUCUUCCAGUUCGACAUCCAGAGGAAAAACUUCAAAGAGGCUCUUGACAGGUAAAAGGGGAUCAGAAGUCUCUUUGUUUUUCGGAGCAGUCACUCCAGAAGAGUCGACUUCUUGAUAAUCACCAAAUGACUUUCAGACAAACAUAAAACACUGGCGUAAGAGAAGUACAAAAACUCCCCGACCAAAAUAACUUGUCAAAACGGUUGUUACAUUGAUAGCUCUUUUGAAACAUCAUCCGAAUAUUUUCUCUGAAGGAAGACACAAAGAGUUGUCCACAGGCAAAAAAAAAAAAUCACUCUUCCCAGCCUCAAAAUGUUUGUUUUAACCACUCUUACCACUCUGUCACAUCUGCAAUUUCUCUGUUUUGCUGCACUUAGUCUCAUUGUCUGAGUCUGAGUCUGAUCACUUAUCAAAACAUGUGUCUGCUCAUGCUAAUCAUCUAAACACACAGGGGUAUUUAACCGUCCAAAUGCAACUGGACAAGCGCAUAAAUGGGCCAAAAAAUCCUCAAUGUAGAAUGAGCAGAUGAGCCCCCAGUCAUAUUUAGAGAGAGGAAGGGUUUUUUUUGUUUUUUUUUUGUUUAUUUCAAUUCAUCUCACCCUGGUUGUUUGGGACAUGCAUCAAUAGGAGACAUAAUUAGUUUUGAACAAAAUGUUUUCCCAUUAAAAAGAGGGUUUUCAUCGUCAUUUUUAGUCUUAUUUCCUCUUCUACAACCAGAACAAGCAGCUGACACUCACUGGGGUUUAUAUUUUUUACUCUUUCCAACCCUAAUGGACACAGCUUUCCUGCACUGUUGAUUCACAUAUGCGAAACCUACAGCUUAUCAUAAACCUCCACAGUCUGUUUCUUAGCGUCUUUCUCGCACAGAAGUUGAAUUUAAACUUUGUUUUUUUUUCAUUCUCUUAAAAAUCAGUGCAGAAGCCUCUCCCUGCUUCUUUUAUUCCACAAACCUGACAGCCUGACAGCAUUCGAGUUUCUGCUUCCUCCACGCCGCUAUGGGGACAGUAAAUGUGAUGGCUCUUCAGGCUCUUCAUUAAACAGACAUCCUGAUAAAUGACUAAUGUGUAUAGAUUUCUUCAGAUCAGCUUUGAAUUGUCCUGCAAGUUAAAGAGACCCCACCUCUAACUGGUCUAGUCUUUUAUUGCUAGUUAGUUUGUUUGUUUGCAAGAAAGGGUCUAGUGCGGUUAAAAUCUAUGUGUUCUAGAAACAGGAUUGCAAUCCCACUGAGCAUUUUUUGGUCUGAAAGAGGUCUAACAGACGUCUAAAUGUAGCCUAGAUGACUGGUCUAAAAUCAGGCUACCACAGGUUUAAAAAUGAACGUUUUCAGACGUCUAAAUUUAGACCAAGUUUAGACCAAGUCUAAAUCUGCGCUGUAUCUAUACCAGUGGUCCCCAACUUUUUUUGUACCAGGCACCAGUUUCAUGCAGGAAAUAUUAGGCACUUUUCAUUACACUUUAACAUCAACUCACCAUAGUGCAGAAUCAACCCUUUCUCUCUCCGGUGAACUCUGUUUCUGGGUCAUUUUGGCAAGGGCAAGUUUGUGUCGCUGAUGCAGGAAAAUGACGUGCCGAAGAGUCAAGCUUGAAAAUGAGGCGAUGGCAGAAGUGGUGAUCUUUCAAAAUAAGAUACUGGAAGGAUGAAUGAAAAGAAAAAAAAAAUUUAAUCAUCUUUUUUUUUUUUUUUUUGCGGCCCGGUACUAACUGAUCCACGGACUGGUACUGGUCCGAGGCCCAGUGGUUGGGGACCUCUGAUCUACACUACACUGUAUAUUGCUCAACAGCUAUCAUAAUUAUUUUGGUAAAGUACUUGGAGAUCAGUUUUUAAAUAAAUAGUUAUUGAAUAAUGGGUUAAAGUGCAACAUCUAAAUUCUGUAUACAAAUAUUCAUAAUCUAAAUCAGUGGUUCUCAAGUCCAGUCCUGCAUGUUUUGGAUGUUUCCCUGCCCCAACACACCUGAUUCAAAUGAUUAGCUCGUUAUCAAGCUCCGUAAUGGCUUGAUAACGAGCUAAUCAUUUGAAUCAGGUGUGUUGGAGCAGGGAAACAUCCAAAACAUGCAGGACUGGACUUGAGAACCACUGAUCUAGAUGGUUGAAAUUAGGUCGUCUAAUAGCCCUCUAUUGCUCAGUGGGAUAAAGGCUUAAAAGCUUUCAAGGUUUCCAAAUGCUACAUUAAUUUUUUCCCCUCUUCUCCUUUAAAAAAAUGAACACUUGUACGAUCUCAAAAUAAAGCUUUUUGAAGGUUUGUUAAAACGUUUGUUAUGUCUCCGAGGAGCAUCAAACGGCACAGCGUGGUAACAGCUCUUAUUUCUGAUGUAACUCUGUAUCCUGGAAGCGUGUUAUUGUGAUUUCAAACUGUGGACAGCUGAAAACAGCUAGACCUCCUUUUCAGGAUAUGCUGUAAUUCAGUCUCUCGGUGCGUUAGAACUUGGACAGACGUCGCAGGCUCAAUCAGCCACCCGCUAUUAAGCUGUUGUCUGCGGUGUUUAGCUGUCUCUAUAUGAUUGUCUCAGCCUGACCUGUGCAUGUGGCCCUUGAUUAUAGCCUCUUUGUUCUGUCGACCCUCUCAGAUGGGCUCAGUUCUUCAUCUGCCCCCUGAUGAUCCGAGACGCCAUCGAUAGGGAGGUGGAGGCUGUCGACAGCGGUGAGUCCCGGCUCUUAUACGAAGAAGUGCCAUCUUAUCCAGUUCACUCAGAGUUAAACUUUUCAUCAGCUGCUUGCUUUUUGCAGAGUUCCCCCCUCACGCAGCUCUUUUGCACACCAUUGAUCUCCAUCUUUCUCUGUUGUCUGGAGUUUCUCUGUCUCUCCCUCUGUCUGUCAGAGUACCAGCUGGCUAAGCCAUCAGACUCCCACAGGAAGGAGAUGCUGUUUGGCAGUUUGGCUAAACCUGGACACCCCAUGGGCAAGUUCUGCUGGGGUGAGUCGGUAAACACAACCACUGGGACGUUUAUUACACACAGGGCCUCCUUGGGGUAUGUUCAGCAAUAACAAAUGGGAGCCACUGAGACAGAUGCCAAGUCUCCUUUACUGCUGAUAUUCCUGCAUUAGAGAAAGAUUUUCCAGGAUGUUUUAUUCUUCUGCUGCUGGAUUGAUUGUUCACUUGUCACAACCACAGGUAAUGCCGAGACACUGAAGCAUGAGCCAAACAAGAGGAAGAUCAAUGUCUAUAAGCGGCUGCGUGCCUUCUGGAAGAAAUACUACUCAGCCCACUAUAUGACUCUGGCAGUGCAGUCUAAAGGUCAGAAAAAAAUCCAUUUUAUUUUAUUAAACAUCAAGAACUCGUCUAGUGAAAGAGUGACAGAAGUGUAAUUGAUUUCAAUUAUUUCAUUCAACAAAUAAAUUGAUUUAUUGAUAGAAGCGGUCUUUAGAGUAAUGGGCGAUUUGAACUAUCUGUUCUCCCAGCUUUAAUGAUGAUUUAUUUUAGUCAUAUUCACCCAGCUGUUGUUAAUCAACAACCCCAAUCGCGACACUUCUCCAAACAAUCUCAAACAUAAUCAGACAUUUUUAACACGCUUUUUUUUUUCUGAGCGUGAGUGUGUGUGUGUUUCUCCUCAGAUAAUAUCACACAGCUAAUUAACUACCGAUUACAUUUAAUGAUGAAGUGUGCUGACAUUUGGGCGGAAAAAAAAUCAUCUUUAUUAAACAGAUGAACUGCUGGUGUUCUGUGUUUCUGCUGAAACCUUCAUUGUUAUUUAAAAAAAAACGGUGUGGCAUUCAACUACUAAUGAAGAGGAGAAGCUGAAAUAGCUCUUAUAAUACAACACUGAAAUGUGAUCAUAUGUAUUUAAAAAAAACCACUUGAUUCUGCUUACCUCAGGGCGUGCUAACAAGCUGCUGAAACAAUUAUUUUACGGUACACUUAUUACCAGGUAAUUAACAGGUAAUUACCUAGUAACAACAUGAAAUUAUCUGGUAAUUACAUGAUAACUACUAAGUCAAUACUGUCUAGUUUUUCUUUUUUUCUUUUUUCUGUGCAGCUCCAUUUUCAAAAGCUAUUUGGGGUUCUUAUUUUCUUUGAUUGACAUUUGAUACAGCCUAUGGGCGUGCGAAGAUUGCGUAGCGAUACGCUGUUUGAGCCGAGCAUUAUGACAGCGACUCACCCGCCGAAUGCGUACAAUGCUACUGUGCAAGUGGUGGUUCCAGCAAGCGGAGAAAAUCCUGGAAAUACCAGAGCAAUUCGGCUCCAAAUUUGUAUAAUGAUGGAAGGUUACCUACCUGGUAGCUAGACAGUAUUGACUUAGUAGUUAUCAUGUUAUUACUAGGUAAUUACCUGUUAAUUACCUGGUAAUAAGUGUACCGUAAAACCAGAGAAGAUGAAAAAAUAAUUUUAGUCUCAUUUUAUAUCUUCAACAGAUGAGGGUAAAUAAAAGGAGUCUAAAAUGCACCUUAAUUUAAACCAAAGCUGAAAAAUUAGUUGAGGUUUAAUUUUAGUAGAAAACAAGUUAGAGUCCAAAAUCUGCGAAUGUUGUGGUAAGUCUCACUCAAUAAAUAACAACAAAAAAAGUCUAGUUCUAAAUGGGAGGCACUUUUAAUGACCUGAUUUAUUUCAUAUUAUGUCAAAUUGAUGUUUAAUUACCUCUAAAUAAAUAAUUUGAGUGGGCUAAAAAGUGAAACAACACAGUGGCACAUGUUUUUCCAGCUUAAAUCUUCAUGAACUCUGGAUUUUAUUUGGGAUUUGGGUGUACAAUCAAAUUUCAUUGAGGGGGGGCAUCACCUCUGGGGCUGGGACACCCCUUGACAAACCCUGAAUCCGCCCCUGUGACCCACCUCCUUCCUAGUCUUUUCCUGCCCUUCAGUGUUUGAUCUUUUACAAAGACUCCUCCUCAGGCUCCCGGAUAACCCAACUCAGUUUUUAAAGGUUUUGUUAUCACGGCAGGUGAUCUGUCUGUGGACGAUCACCCGCCGUGAUAACGAUCCAAAACUAAAAAAAAACAGCAACCAGCUGCACAAAACAGCAGUAUGAGAAGGUUUGUGUUAAAUAUGAGAAGUUGAUCUUAUUAUUAGCCCACAUUAAAAGGAGAGACCUGUCGGGUCUCUAUGUCUCUGAUCAUCAGCAGAGGAAACACUGUUAGGCGAAGGAGGGAGCAGUGAUCGUUUACUUAUUAAUUGUGGAUAGCCGUGUCAAAAUGACUAAAAAUUGUCCGUGGUUAUGAUUUAACAGCCUUUCUAGUUAUGGUCUAUGUGUGAGAAGCUCUGUUUGCAGUCCCCAUCUGUCCUGUGUGUGAUAGUAAAGCAGAGGGACAGAGUGAGCAUGAUAAGAAAGAGGCUCCUAACAGUUAUUAGUCCAUAUCAUAUUAGAAUAUAAACCCAAGUUUUCACGUAAUUGACUGUUUCUCAUGUUCUUUUUCCUGCUUUGAAUCUCCUCACUUUCCACGUAGCCGUUUGGUCCAUCGUUCAUUAAACAAAUAACUUUAUUGCAGCUUGCAGACGUCCCUUUAAAGAUACCCUGUUAUUUCUGCAACAACCGUGGUUAGCGGUACCCGCCAUUGUGUUUCAAUAACUGCACAAGAUUCAAUCAAAAUGACAAGAGCAUCGAUUUCUGUCGCCUUGAGCAGCCUCUGCCUCAGCUAAACAAAAAGAGCUGGAAGGAUUCAUUGCGUCACGUUGUUUUAUGAAAGAAUAAAGUCAAUAAUUGGCCUUUUUCCAUCAUGCUGUGCAGUGUAGGAGUGUUAUACUUCAAGCAAAGAAUGCACGCACAAAGACGAGUGUUAAUUGCUCCAAAAAGGGAUCCUACCCGUCGAGAUGUAGAGUGCUCAGUUAAAAGGGAGGCUUUUAUCUGAUAAACAUGCAUCCAUCUUCGUCUGUGAAUCAUUUGUGGGUGUAAUUUGGAUACUACACAGAAAGGAGGGACUCUGCCAGUUGAUGUAGAGUUAGAGAUUGUAAGUUAAUACCCUCUGUUGUUAUUUUAAAAGAAUUGUGGCAGUAAAUAACCUCCUAUUACUCCCAAGACAAGCGCUUCACAAUAACUAAACUGCAGUUGUUUUACAUCCCCAUAAAAACGCAACGCCAAUAUAUAUUUUAGUCUUGCGGCCUGGGCUUGAAUGUGCUGCAUCCAACAAACAUUCUGCUUUUUUACUGAGUCUUCCCUCCAAAACCCAGAAUUGCAACUUUCAGCCAGAAUAACUGAGUUGCACUUGAUCUCUUAACUUCUCCUCCUUCACUCCUUUAGAGAAGCUGGACACUCUGGAGGAGUGGGUAAGAGAGAUCUUCAGCAAGGUGCCGAACAAGUGAGUACCGGAGAAGAGGCUCUCAGUCACUGCGAUGAUGAGGAGCGGGUGUGAUAUAGAUUGAGUCUGACUAUCCUUUGAGACUGUACUCAGAUGUAAAUGUCAAGCGCUUCACCGUCUCUUUCUUGGUUCUUUUCAUCCUUUUUUCCGACGCUUUUUUCCUCUCCGCAUCGCACACCUGAAAAGAAUCAUUUAUCCUUUAAGUCAAGCUGAAUUACUGUUUCCUACACAACUCAGCUUCUGUUAGUUUUAUGCGUCACUGCGGCAGUUUCUGUGUUUUGAAGAGAAUCAGCAUGCGUAUCACAGCGGUACGAUAACCACAUUACUCCCCAGUUUUGAUGCUUUCAUUUUGAUUAAAGGAUUACAUGCCUCUGAAUGGUUUGAUGAAAUUUCUCUUAUGUAUGAGCUCAUGGAAAUUCCCAAGCCUCUUAAACAUCCUUGAUUCACUUAUCAAGCUAACAACAUUUGAAAAAAUUAGGUUUAAGGAUUUGAUAAUGUGGGACAGUAAUCUUUAAUCUUCCUCUAAAAAACUUUUCUCCUGUCUCUUGAUAGAAAUUUUCUGUGACAGACUUUUUUUUUUUGUAUUGUGAGGCACGAAGGAUGAGUUUAAGACCUGCUGAGGAGGAUACACUGAAAUAUCGCCAGUGUUUAAUUGGUUGAGUAUUAUCAACGUUGCUUACAAUCACUCUGUUCUCCUUAAAUCCACAGUAAUCUGCCCAAACCAGAUUUCGCUCACAUGCUGGAUCCAUUUGACACACCAGCCUUCAACAAGCUUUACAGAGGUACAAAUCAAUCUUGCCAUGCUCCUUUGAAAGCGAAUACUUUUGAUGUAAUCUGGCUCUGUUGCCAACCUCUAAAUAAACCUGUGGGGUCAGAGGAAAGUCAAAGGGGAGUGAGGCAGAAAAACAUGUUUUUAUUCCUCUUUCUCAGACUUUCUCUGAGGUUUUUAAGACUCUGUGUAGUGUGAUACCAUGUUAUAUACUGAUACAAAAUGAUUUGUGGUACCGUACAACACCAUGUGAUGUUAUUUAAUCUGUCUUUGUGUGUUAAAGUUGUCCCUGUUGGGAAAGUUCACGCUCUGAAUAUCACCUGGGCUCUCCCUCCUCAAGAGAAAUACUACAGGUGAGCCACACAAGUUAAAGGUACAGAGAACCCCCAAAAAAACUACACGCACUCCCUUAACCUUCCUCCUGUGUUAGCUUUUACUAAGCACCCACUAUGUCAAGGGUCGGUUUUGACCCGUGUCUUAAAUCAGCUGUAAAUUUCACUAAAAACAAUUCUUUAUCAUCCAAUUUGGUUCUCAUCUCUAUGAUACCUUUUUUAGGUCCUUACACACCAGGCGUGAAUUCGCCAGGCGAAUUAUUCACCUUUUUUUUCCGCUGGGCAAAAAGCGUCUUUUAUUUUUUCGCUCUUCUGUCGAAUUUUUCGGAGAUUCGCAGGCGAAUAUCUGGACCUGCUAGACCUCUGGCCAAUCAAAAGUCAUGUUGAUGAUGACGUCACAGACCCACGCGGCUGCAGUUCACACGACACACACCACCACUGGCACCAAGAGCAACGAUGGGAGAGUGUGUGUACCACAGAGUGGUCGCCCGGUGUGUAUAAGCGAAAGCGAUUUUUCGGACCGGCGAAUAUUUUUGCAUUUUCGUCUCGCUUUUUCGCUUCGCUCCGCAAAUUUGCUGGUGUGUAAGGACCUUUAGACUUCAUUAUCCAUGACAAUAUUGCUUAUAAUAUUUUUUGUAGUGGGCCUCUGGGCCUUUCUUUGUCAGUAUACCCCUCAUACAGACAUCCAUACUGAUCUGAUCUCACAUGUCUGGACAUGCCUGACGUUGUUUUUUUGUGCAGCGAAAAACAGGCAAAAUGAGAAUUUCCUAAAUCUCACAUGAUUGGAAGAGGAUCUGACUGUCAGAGUGGUGCCUGUCAGUGCACUUAUGAUUUCAGUUUUUGCUCUGACUAUUAGAUAUUGAUCUAACCGGGUCAACAGCAACCCUAAAACCACAAGUGCCAUAAUUUUAAUAAGAGCAUUUUAUAAUUUAGUCAAUUUAAUCUUAUUAUUUUCAUUUAGUUGAAAUCGAGGUUCCUGACAAAGUCAAAAAGUCUUAAUGCAAACAAACUAAUUUAAGUGCUUCUUUUAGGCAUUUAAAAGCAAAAACGGGUCGGAACAGACCCUAACACAGGAGGAGGGGUAAAUUGAAGGAAAUCUCAUCAGAAGUGUUUUCGACCCCGUGUCUGACUUCUUCAGAGCGGCAUCUCUUCACAUAAACAUGGAUUCAGACCAGCGAGAAAGUUACCGUGCUUUACGCUGAUUGUAGGAAGAUUGCAUCAAUGUUUUUUGUUUCUCUUUUUCAUGUUCUUCCCCCUUUUUUUUUUUUUUUCAGAGUGAAACCUCUCCACUACAUCUCUUGGCUGAUUGGCCAUGAAGGCACAGGAAGCAUCCUCUCAGUGCUCAGGAAGAGGUGAGUGUUAUUGCCUCUGUCUGUUUGUUUUUCAGAUUCGAGGACUCUCCAAAAUCCAAUUAAAAGGUCUUCAAUUUGCUGGGUAUACAUGAGCUUUUUGAAGCUUAGAGCGAGCCCCUGAGUACUGGAGCCCAAUCUUCAAACUGUACACUCUGCCGGUCCACUUGACGCAGUGAUUCGCACAUUCUCUGGCUGUGGUUGCAUGAGAGCAUUUCAGCCUCUUGUUGCUAAGUGGCAAAGUGGUUCGCCAAACUCUCCGUGCUCCCAGUGUACCGAGAGCCCAUCCAGUGGUCCCUGUCCCAUCAGAAGCACUUGGAGCAUUUGAUAGAAUAUUCCCAUUUUACAGUGUGUGCUGCUUUCAAUUGUUGAUAAAUGACAAGAGUGAAACUCUGAGAGUACUCAGUCUCAAUUCCCAGUUGAAGCAAACUGCUGAGGCAGUGGAGUGCUGGUUUUUAUUAAAUCCAGAAAAUCACUACGUCGAGAAUGUCAAGAUGCUGGUUUGAAAUUGGGCCACUCAUUGAAACUGGGGGAAGGGCUUCUCUGUCCUUCUGUCCAUCACAACGACUGCUGGUAUACUAUUGAUUACAUGCUUUUAAGUUUCAAGGGCCAUACUGGAGUUUUUUUGUAGGCUUUAGUGCAAACUUGAAUAAUAUAAGAAAACACAUGAUCAUUCUGGGUACGAGCGUGCCACAUUAAUUAAAGUAAUAUCCUGAUGUUUUGGGUUACCAGUAAUUACCAGGUAAUUAACCGGUAAUUACAUAGUAACAACAUGAAAUUAUCUGGUAAUUACAUGAUAACUACUAAGUCAAUACUGUCUAGAUACCAGGUAGGUUACCUAUAGCUUUUGAAAAUGGAGCUGCACAGAAAAAAAAGAAAAGAAAAACUAGACAGUAUUGACUUAGUAGUUAUCAUGUAAUUACCAGAUAAUUUCAUGUUGUUACUAGGUAAUUACCUGGUAAUAAGUGUACCAUAAAAGAAAGGGUUACCAAAAAAUUCUAAAAAUCUAACUAUAUAGAGCUCCCCCUGCUGUCUGGUUUUAGUAUUAAUCAUAAACCCCGCCUCCUCCAUUUUAACAGAUGGGACAGAAUCGUUAUCAAACUUAUCUUUUAAUAUUCAAGCGCCUAUUUUUUAAAGUUGCAUUGAUUUAAAAUUCCUGCUUUAAAUCAACUGGAGAGCUUAGGAGUCUCGUCUGGCUGUUAAAUAUGUAUUUUGGAUUGCCAAAGGGGCGCUCCAACAACUCCACCAGCCAAAUCGCUUCUAGGCAUGCCUUGGCUCCAAAAUGCAUUACAGCACAAUAUGUCAAUGCCCACUGAGAUGGUAAACUUCAAUUCUGAUUCAGUGGGAGGAGAUGGAGGGGUAUUGUCUUAGCUUUUUAGCUAACUGAAUACUCUUCUUCUUGUUUGACGUGUCCCUUUUCACUCCUAUAUGAAUCAGAACAGCCUUUCAUCGCUAGAUUAGCUCCAAUUUAUCUGAAGGUGUCUGAUGGCAAGCUUGUGCUUUAUGCAUCCAAAGCACAGUCCUCAUAGCUGAGCCUCCACCAUGCAGGUCAAAUGCACAUAUGCUUGGGCGAGACAGCAUCGCUUGUUUAUCUAUAAUACAUUUUCUCCUACAGAGAAAGAAAUCACUCGCAAUAACCGGGAUGCUGUUAUAUGAGAGACUUUAGACCAAAACAGAUAAAGAUGUGUCGAGGUUUGCAGAGUUUUCUCAUGUUUUGUUUCCCACCACUGGUUUCACUUCAUCGCAGUGCAGAAUGAAAACUUUCAGAGGAGUCAUGCUCGCUCGGUUUGAUCCAUUGCAGUUAACAUCAUCUCUUGUUGGUAAUGCAGUGCAGCCUGUUAAAGCCCAACUUCCCUCUUAAGUGCAUCCUCAUCCCACUAGAACAUGUGGUCAUGCAGAUAAAAGCAGAGAAGAAAAUCUCUCGACUAGCUCCAGAAAGUUUCCAAUCUCUGCAAGUUGUUUUUCAUUUCAAAAUGAAGAGAAAGCUGCGCACAAGGCAGAACAUAACCAUAACAAAAUAAUCCAUGUUAUUUCUUCAUUCUGGGGUUUUUGACUGCCUCUGAGGGGCCGCUAAAGUGUGCAAAUAAAGAAACAUGCCGUCAUAUAUUUUGUACUUACUGCCUGCUCUUUAAAGUGCAUUUCCAGUUUACAGCAGAGGGUGAAUCUGCACCAUUAGUCGGAUUUAUUCGGAAAAUUCUUGUUAGUUUAUUGGUUUGUGUUUCUGUAGGUGCUGGGCCCUGGCUUUGUUUGGAGGAAACAGUGAAACUGGCUUUGAUCAAAACACCACCUACUCUAUUUUCUCCAUCUCCAUCACCCUCACUGAUGAAGGUUUCCAAAACUUUUACCAGGUAAAUACAAAACCCAACGUUUUCUCGCUUUUCAUCAUUUUCUGGAAACACUGAAUCUUUGUCGCUCUGCCCUGAGCAGAGGAGUUAAGAGAGAAAACAAGCCAAAGUUGACACAUUAAUCUCCGCUGUUUGUGAUGUAUUUUCCAAAUCAUUAGAGUUUUUCUCGAAGUUAUGAUGUAGAGAUUCUUGCUUAAGGAGUUGCCACUCCGAAAAAAACAGGAUUAUUCUGGCCUGAACCCUGAGUAUGACAACGCUGCAGCAAAAAAGCCUUGUUAUGUACUGACUGGUGCUGAAAUGUAUUCUGCAUUGACCCUAACCAGCCUAUAAGCCUUGUCUAUAAAACUGUAUUAUCAGCUCAGUUGCUAUGGCAGUUCUGGUGUUAAACAGGGACAGAGUGGCUAAACAUCCAACACAGAGGGCAUUUGGAACACUUUGAAUACACCGGAAGGGCAUCCAGAUAGUACUUUCUUUACAUUUUAUCUGCUAAAAGAAAAACCGAAGGGUACUUGGUUUACAAUUAGUUUACGUUUAUACUCAAAAAAGCCGUUAGAGGGCAUUUGGAUCACUUUAAAUAGACAGGUAGGGCAUCCAGAGGGUACUUUGUUUACAUUUUAUCCACUAAAAGAGAAACCAAAGGGUACUUAGUUUGCAAUUAGUUCAUAUUCAUCCCCAAAAAAGCAAUCAGAGGGUGUUUGGAUCACUUUGAAUACACUGGAAGGGCAUCCAGAGGGUACUUGGUUUACAUUUUAUCCACUAAAAGAGAAACCAAAGGGUACUUAGUUUACAAUUAGUUUACAUUUACUCUCAAAAAAGCAAUCGGAGGGCAUUUGGAUCACUUUGAAGACACUGAAAGGGCAUCCAGAGGGUACUUUGUUUACAUUUUAUCCACUUAUGAGGAGGGAUUUUUUUUCCACAUCUUAUCCACUGAAAAGAGAAACCCAAAGGCACUUUAUUGAUAUCUUAUUAGCCAAAAAAGCAACCAGACGACACUUUGUUUUACAAACUUGAAGGGCAUUCAGAGGGCAUUUUGUUUACUUUUAUUUAUUAGAAAGGCAUUUGGGGCUAUUUAUUUAUAUUCUGGCCUGAACCCUGAGUAUGAAAACACUGCAGCAAAAAGGCCUUGUUAUGUACUGACUGGUGCUGAAAUGUAUUCUGCAUGGACCCUAACCAGCCUAUAAGCCUUGUCUGUAAAACUGUAUUAUCAGCUCAGUUGCUAUGGCAGUUCUGGUGUUAAACAGGGACAGGGUGGCUGAACAUCCAACAUGAGGACAGUUUCCUAAUCCUGAGCUCUUCAUGGGGAAAUGUUUCAAUCGUCAAACUUGCUCUGAUUACAGUUUAUUAACGCCGCGAAGGCCUUGAGACUGUUUACUGCGAUCAAGAGGUUCUACUUGAUCGCCCACUCCUUCAUUCAGGGAAAAUAAACCUGCUGCUCAUCGGAUUAGAGUGCGAUUGUUCUCAAUUAUUAUUAUUAAGCUUGUCAAACUAAUGGAGGGCUGCUUAUUUGCUUUCCUGCAAAGAGUUAAAUAAGGACUCUGCUCUCUUUCUGUUUUCUCAUACAGAUUGGAAAGGACUGUUGUUGAGCUAGUAAUUAUAACUCUUCAUGCACAAAAGCAGAGGCUGCACUUUCAAUGACAUGUUGAAAUUUAAGAGGGGGGGGGCUACUAAAGAUGAGCUACUCUCCUUUUUAUUUAAAUAAUGAAACCUCCUUUUAUAUCAUCCUCACUCCUUGUUCUAAUAGGUAAUUAAAUAACCAUGGUCAACAUGAUUGCCUCUACCUUGCAUCAGGUUUAAAAAUAAAACAGGGGUACGCUUUCCUUAAACCCGGUCAUUAGAGAGAAUAAAGGGAGGAUUUAACUGCAGUUUUAGCAGCGCAUACUGUACCUGCUAAUGAUUCAUUAGAGUAAGAGUGCUCUGCGGUGAUUCAUUCCAUCUCUUUUUUUGGUAUUUGCGCUCUCUUACAGGUAACUCACCUGGUAUUCCAGUACCUGAAGUUGCUGCAGACACUUGGACCACAGCAAAGGUACAGCAGCUCUCUCUCUCUCUCUCACACACAUACACAGUCUCACAAAACAUGACAAUAGUGAUAUGUGCAAAAAAAAACACUUCUUGUAGUCAAACAAAAUUUCAGUUUUAGUAUUUUUUGGAUGAACAGAAGUUUAUUUACUUGAGCGGCUCUGAAAGUCAACUGCACAAACAUUUCAUGACCUAAAAAAUGUUCCGCUGAACGCCAAAAAAAAUUUCACCGAAUGCAAAAACACUUAAUCAAACUCAUGAAUACUGCAUGAAACUCAAAAAACAUAAACACAAAUUAUUUCAUGCAAUGCAAAAGUAAUUCCCCCAAAUCCUCAAAUAAUUCGCAGAAUACAAAAUAUUUAAUGAACGCAAAGAGGUUGCAUGGUGUUGCCAGACACUUCACCCUGAUUAAUGGGUUUGGAACCUUUCAACUUUCUCAAUUUUUGCGUCAGCAGUUGUCUUCAACCAAAGUGCCUCUGGAAGGGAUUGUACAGACACCAGUCAGAUUAAGGCAGCACAAAGAAACAGAAAUGUGAACAGACAACAGCAGGAGGAGGAAAGAAAUGCACAGGAACACUUAAUUUACUUUCAGUGAUACACAAAUGGCCAGAUGGAACUUGGUUCACAUUUAAUAUGCUGGAAGGGCAUCAAGAGAGAACUUUGUUUACAUUGUAUCCACAUAAAAAAGGCACUUAGUAAACAUUUCUAUAAAAAAAACACCAGGGCCCUUCAUUGACAUUCAUUCUCGAAAAAGCAAUCAAAGGGCGUUUGGAUCACUUUGAAUACAUUGGAAGGGCAUCCAGAGGGUAAUUGUUUUACAUUGUAUCCACUAAAAGAGAAACCAAAGGGUACUUAGUUUACAAUUAGUUUACAUUUACUCUCCAAAAAAACAAUCAGAGGGCGUUUGAAUCACUUUGAAUAUACUGGAAGGGCAUCCAGAGGGUACUAUGUUUACAUUAUAUCCACUAAAAAAGAAACCAAAGGGUACUUAGUUUACAAUUAGUUUACAUUUACUCUCAAAAAAGCAAUCAGAGGGCGUUUGGAUCACUUUGAAUACACUGGAAAGGCAUCCAGAGGGUACUUUGUUUACAUAUUAUCCACUUUUGAGGAGAGCUUUUUUUUAUUCACAUCUUAUUCACUGAAAAGGCACUUUAUUGACAUUUUAUUAGCCAAAAAAUCAACCAGACGGCACUUGGUUUACAUUUUACAAACUUGAAGGGCAUUCAGAGGGCAUUAUGUUUACUUUUAUUUAUUAGAAAGGCAUUUGGGGCUAUUUAUUACAGGAUUUCCACUGUAGACGCACAAGAGAGCCUUUUUGCACUGUUUUAUCAACUACAAACAUAUUCAAGAGGGUACUUGUGUGGCCUUUUUUUUUUUUUAUUUUGGAUUUGAAGGUACCAGAGGGGCCAACAUCUGCCUUGCCCCCCAUUUAAGCACACUUCUGCUAAUAAAAAGGAAUAGGAGCUGAUUGAUGCGACAGUUUUGGGAAAUAUUUUUUGAUUAACUGUUCUUAUGUGAGAUGUUUUCACUUUUAUUAUUUUUAACAUUCAGUAAAAUGUUUCUGUGGUCAUAAAAUGUUUGUGCGGUUGACCUUUUGGGGAUACUGUAACUCACAGCAGAGACUUUUACUCGUACAUCAGCAGAAUGGUGUUUUUGUAAUUCAUGAAUCAAUAGUUUGUAUUAUUUAAGCCGUUUUCAUGUUCUUUAAUCUAUCUCUUGGAGUGUUGAUGUUUUGACAUCUGAGCUUCUAUCUGAAAUAUCCAAAGCUCAUAUUUCAGUCUGUUUGUUUGCUCGUUCAGAAUAUAUGAAGAGAUCCAGAAGAUUGAAGCCAACGAGUUUCACUAUCAGGAGCAGGUAAGAAUCCCGAUAUUAAUGUGCUGCUGUAUUAAAGGCGUUUCACACAAACAGAAAUCCAAUCCUGGGGCUACUUCUCCUUCUUCAGAUCGACCCCAUAGAGUAUGUGGAGGACGUGUGUGAGAACAUGCAGCUGUUCCCCAAAGAGGACUUCCUGACAGGAGAUCAGCUGUUGUUCGAGUUUGAACCCGAAGUAAGUCGUUCAGUGAUUCAGGGAUUUAUUCUAAAAGCAUACAUUACUUUUUUUAUACAUAUAAGAUGUUAAUAAAACAGAUCAACUGGAAAAAGCUGACAUUUUUAUUCUCUGAUAUGCAGCUGAUUUUAUAGCUCAUGCAUAAAUACGCCGGGUAUAUAUUUGCAAGAAUUGUGGGUGCUGUCUUAUCUUUGAUUGGUGGAUAUUACUUCUCAUCAAAAGUUGCAGAGUAAUUGUGGUUUUGCAUAUUCUGUGUAACUUUCUGUUCAAUUUGGCUGCCUCUUACUGUAAUUGCAAGCUCAAAUUGUCUCACAUAUAUGAGUAAUUUAGAGAUAAAGUAAGAAAAACAACUCUCGAAAAAGUUGACUCUGUUCGUUUGCGUAUGUGUGUGUGUGUGUGUGUGUGUGUGUGUGAUUGUGUGAUUGUGCUCGCAGGUUAUCAGAGCAGCUCUGUCCCUCCUCACCCCAGAGAGAGCUAACCUGAUGCUGCUGUCACCAGAACAUGAGGGCCAGUGUCCCCUCAGGGAGAAGUGGUUUGGCACUCAGUACAGUGUGGAGGGUACGUAUCUGUGUGUCCCUGAUGUGUAUGCAUGUUUUUGUUGGUUUGUUUACAGCCUGCAUGCAGCUUCCCCUUUACAAUACAUGCAUUCAGCGACUGCAUUGUCUUUUUUUUCCCCUUGUGUGGUGAUAUUCAGCCUGAUAUAUUGCAGACAGCCAGCAGUAGAAAUGCCAGCAUUUAUCACUGUCUUUUAUAAGGCAAACAAUAGUGUUGGAACAUUUAAAUAAUAAAUGUCAACAUUUUUGUUUGAGUUAAGGUUUAGGUCACUCACUCAGAGACAUGAAUCUAAACCGUAAAUAUCAUUUGUGCUUUAAAGACGUCCAGCAGGAGUGGAUGGAGCGGUGGACGGGAAACCUGGAUCCGAACAGCGACCUUCACCUUCCCAUUGAAAACAAGUUCAUCGGUGGGUGAAAUAAGUAGAUUCUUCUGAGGCAGAACUGCUGGAAAGUAUCUGAGAAGUGUCUGAUAAGGUGGCCGUGAACGAGGCUUGGUCCAGCGGUUCGUUCUUUUUCUCUCACUCCAUCCGUGCAGCAGAUAGACUAAUCAGAUAUAUUGACCAUACUCAGAGGAGCAGUGCAUUUUGGUCAAUGCAUGCUGUGGUCUGUAACACUUCCUUGUUAGCCACUGAUCUGAGUGAAGAGUGAUCAUUCAAGCUCGGGGUUUUAACUCAGUAGAGCUCUGUUCGGAUAGAGAUCAUAUCAGCACAAGGGAAGACCCAAUUUCAGUCUGAUUUUAUCAAUGCAUUUCCUAAUAAGUGAUUUGAGUAUUGUGUUGAUGGUAUAUAAAGUCAAACACAGCUUGUGGGUGCUACUUUUUACACAGCUUUGUUGUUGCAAAGCGCCCCAAAAGUUUACAAAAAUUGCCUGAGAUCAGCAGCAAAUAGGUCUCCUUUAACCUUCCUCCUGUGUUAGCUUAGGGUCGGUUUUGACCCGUGUCUUAAAUCAGCUGUAAAUUACACUAAAAAUAAUUCUCUAUCGUCCAAUUUAGUUCUCAUCUCUUGGUUACCUUGUUAGGCUUCAUUAUUCAUGAAAAUAUUGCUUAUAAUAGUUUUUUGGGUCUUUCUUUGUCAGUAUGCCCCUCACACAGACAUCUAUACUGAACUGAUCUCACAUGUCUGGACAUGCCCGACGUUGUUUUUUUUGCAGGGAAAAACAUGACAAAAUGAGAAUUUUUUAAAUCUCACAUAAUUGGAGGAGGAUCUGACUGUCAGUGACAGUGCACAUAUGAUUUUUUUAGUUUUUGCCCUGAUUAUGAGAUAUUGAUCGAACCGAGUCAACAGCAACCCUAAAACGACAAAUGCCAUCAUUUUAAUAAGAGCAUUUUAUAAUUUAGUAAAUUUAAUAACACCAAUCCAAAAUCGCACAAUAUAACUCAACGAUGACUCGAAACGCUGUGCUCUGGCGAGAUGUUGGGAGUGACGAAGGAGAGUCGGCGUCUCUACUCCUGCAGCCGAGUUUCAAAUGCCGCCCAUUAGCGCUCCGCCAAUCACGCACCUCCACUCCAUAGCAGUCCUCCAAUGCGCGUCUGGUGUGUCUUCACGCCGCCGUCCAAUCCGGACGCACCACCCCUGUAGUACAGCCCAGAGAAGCAGAGAGCGAGAGGAGGGAAGAAACAAAACUCCUCUACACCAUAAAACAACAAACAACAUAAUAAUCAAUACAAUUCAAAUGACACACCAUCAUAAUAUCAAUUAUUUUUGUUUUUAUUUGUUUGAAAUAGAGGUUCCUGACAAAGUCAAAAAGUCUUAAGUGGUACCCUUACACAGGAGGAGGGCUUAACUUCAAGUUUACCCCUUCAGCUGCACUGACUCAUCCUCCGAAGCAAUUUAUCAGACUUUAAUCAGCACCCUGAGGAGCCACCAUUCAUGGUAUAUGGAUAACGAAUGGACGACACGCCUAAUUGAGAAAAAUCGAAGCCAAAAUACUCAUUUGAGUGUUAAGAGGGACAUAUUGCAAAGACAAGUGGCUCAUGGAGUUAAAAAGUGAAUUUAUGAGGUGUCAGAAACGCAUGCUUAACCUUCAUUAAUAAUUAAAAAUCACGACUGGCUGCUAAUUUACAGUCAAGAACUGGAGUUUGGAAACCCAGUCCGGGAUCGACGUUUUCAAGCCAAACACGGCAAACAAGGCCCCUCUGGUCCAGCUCUGGGCUUUGACACCUAGCAACAUGUUUGAAUUAUUUUUGGGCUCACACAUUAUUUAUGAGAUGUACCAAGCCGAGUUAUGUUGCUCUGUUGUUGUUGUUUUUUUUUGGGGGGGGUUGUUCAGCCACUGACUUCACCCUGAAGCCCUCUGACUGCCCGGACACCGAGCUUCCCGUUCGGAUAGCCGACAGCGACAGGGGCUGCCUGUGGUACAAGAAGGACAACAAAUUCAAAAUCCCCAAAGGUAAAUAACGUGGGCGUGAGUUUGUGUGUGACUGUGCUGUAUGCAUCAUUUAGCAUGCAAGAUGUUUCCAUACCGGCCUUUAGCAUCAUUACGGAGUAUAUUGACACUCAUUUGUCCUUUUUUUUCCCGCUGCAGCCUACAUCAGAUUCCACAUAAUCUCUCCUGUAAUCCAGCAGUCUGCCAAGAAGUAAGACCGAGCUCAGAUAUGACCUUGUGCAAAUACUGUUUGUAACACUGAUUUACAUUGCUGUCUAUUCUCUAUCCUUCACUCUUUUUAUCCCUUCUUCCCCUCCCUGCUCCGACAAUUUCAUCCAAUUUCCCCUUUUUAUCACUUUUUACCCUUCUUACCUGCUGUCCUUCCCUAUUUCUUCCCCCUAUUUCCUCCCUCACCUUUUUUUCCUUCUUCGCUUUUAUUUAUUGCCUGCUCUUUACUUUUUAUCUCUCCUGUCUCUUUUACUGCCUCGCUUCUUUCGCCCUCGACACCUCUUUCCCCUUCAACUCAUCCUUCUCACCUCCUUUCCUCCACUUCUCCCCUCCCUAUCUCCAUUCGGCUUUUUUUCUCGUCUCUAUCUUUCUCGAUUUCUUCUCCCCUCCCCGUCCUCGCCCCCUCUCAUCCCUCCUUCUCAGCGUGGUUUUAUUUGACUUGCUGGUCAACAUCCUCGGCCAUAACCUUGCAGAGCCGGCCUAUGAGGCUGAAGUGGCCCAGCUGGAGUAUAAACUGGUAGCUGGCGAGCACGGCCUGGUCAUCAAGGUUAAAGGCUUUAACCACAAACUGCCUGUGAGUGAAUUCAGCAGGAGAAACUGCAAAAAACACACACAAAAAAACUGAAAUUAUUACACACAUACACAACACACGACUGUUGUCUAAAUGUUUAACCUUAAUUCCAGAGGACGCUGUGAGAAAUGUUGCUAAAAUCUGUUUGAUGUUGAGGAGCAUGUUUACCAUUCAGUUGCAUCACCUCUGUCUUUAACAAAUCUGUGUAAAUAUGAAGCAGCUGAGGAGUCCACCUCUCCGAUGAAAAUCAUGUUUUUCUUGUUGUCUACAUGUUCAUGAGGCAUUUUUCUGAUACUAGAGGACAUAUCAUGAGAAAAAGAAGUGCAAAAUUGUAGGGAUGGACUGAUACCUCUUUUUGAUUUCCGAUACCAUCUCUAAACUUUAGAAAUACCUUAUUUGCAUGGAUGCUAUCUUGCUUUUCGCUUCGUUAAGCUUGAAGUAACUCCACACCAUCGACAUCGAGACACGCGCAGCAACCGCUCUCGGCUUUCUUUACGGCACGUCGUGAAGCAGUAGUAAUUGAGGCCAGAAACGUGAACUGCUGCGGGAUCGGAUCGGAAAGUUGCCAUUGUAAAGUAAAUUAUCCGGUGCUGUAAUUUCGUCCAGUAUCGGAAUGAUACCGACACCCAGUAUUGGAUCGGCGCAUCUUUAUAAAAUUGUAUUUCUGAGUAUAUCUGAAUUCAAAUCGCUGUGAAUCUCUGGCAGACCCAAAAAGCAGGAUCAGAUACAGUGAGAUUUCAUAUGUAAGCAAUCCAAGCUCCGCCCCCAGAGCCCCGCUAUGCAGGCCAGGCUUGGAGAAAUAGAGAGGAUGAUCGAGGAACAAGCGUGUCUACUACACCAGCAAUAUUAGGUUGCAAGCACAGGUGACGUGAUUUUGGCUAAAAACUUCAUAAUCACAGUUUAAAGAUCACUGGACACACUUGAAGUAUUAAAAGAACAAUCAGAGUGGGACUUUAAGGUUUUGAAAUUGAAAUGUUUUCCCCUUCUUUCUGCUCAAAAUGGGGUUUCAGUUUUUGCGUCAAAUGUUAGCAACAGGUGCGAAGUUGAGAUUGCAGACAGAUCAGUUAAACACAGGGACUCUUUGACUGCAGAGCCAUGCUGGAAUAUCCAAGGUCUCCAUUGCAGCAUUGUCUGACUGGCCACAUUUAUGGCAUUAAAAAACGAGCAGCAACCUCCACUCAUGGAGCAAAAAUCAACACAUUUACAGCCCACUUCAAAUAGUGCCUUCCCAGAUGUGUACACUGCUCAUACUCGGGGCACUCAUGUCUUCUUAUACCAUCAUGGAUAUUUGCUUUUGGACUGCGCUGAGGUGAUCCGUGAUUUCCAGAAAAAAAAAAGUCCAAUUUUGAUUCAUAAUUCAUCAGAUCACAGGACAGUUUCCUCUUCUCCUCAGUCCACCUUAAAUGAACUCAAGUCCUGAGAAGUCACCAGCAUUUCUGGUCCUGUGUUUAUGGUUUUGCAAAGGAAACAUUAAUCACAAACACCCCCUUUCCCUCAAGACCCUGUCUGUUACUGGAUAUUCCUAAUAUUGUGUUUCAAUAACAAAUUCAAAUUCAUCAUUCGUUUCUAGUAAACGCUGCUCUCUUUGGCUCGGUCACUCAUUGAUAAAAACUUGUCUACCACUGUUUGUUUAUCAUUAAUUAAAGCUCCAUAGAUCAUCAGAACAGGCUGUAAUGAUUGGUAGGUGGGUCGAUGGCUGUUCAUCAGUGGAUCCAGUUCUGUUUGAGGUUUCUGGCUGUUAGAAGAAAGUCUCUGCUUAUUCCUGUCGCCAAGUGUUUCUAAAGCGUGCUCAUGGAGGGUCUACGUUAGAUCGCUUUCAAUAACAUGACAGACGACAGCCUUGAACCUUCUCUCUUUGGAGAGUGCUGCAAUUUAGUGCUAUAUAAAUAAGUCCAUUGAUUAAGUACAAGACUUUAGCUGUACUUUGUCAACGGUGGACUGUAUAUUUGCACCUGUCACAGAUAGCAGUUUGAGUUAAGUGCCAAUAUGAGACCUGUUUGCUCACACACAGAGGCUAUAAUCAUCUCUGCAGCAGCUGGAGGUAUGAUUUAAACCUCAGCCUUUUACUCCACCCACUUCUCCUCAUUGUUCCUGUUUGCUCUCGGCUGUAAAAAAAAAAAGAAAUGACUCCGUGGGUCACCACUCACUCAACCAGGAAUGUCUCCUCUGUAAAAUUAGCAUUGCUAUCAUGCUCCAAAUAUGAGUCAGGCUACGAUCAGAGAUAUAGUACAGGGUAUCCACCGUCACAUAUUACGCAGACUUCAUAGCUUCAUAGCGCAGAAUUCAACAACAGUAGACUGAAAUGUGUCGGUUGAGAACACAGUCAUGUCUUGUUGUUUAAAUAUGAAGCUGGAGCCAGCAGGCAGUGGGCUUAACUAAGCAUUCAAAUGCAUGUUUAUUUUCUCACUUUCCCUUUUUGCCUCAUGCAAUUGCCUCAUUUUCCUCUUUAUAAUGGUACACUAAUAGGAUUUGUAAUUAAUUUGGAAUUUAGAGGAAUAGACUUCCAUGCAGUGAGUGAGUUCAGGGUUAAUUACAGUGUAUUUAUCUGAGUGAGUUACCCUCCAAAAACGGGAAGAUUUCAACUUAAACUAAGCCGGCUUUGCCCUGACGGUAAUGAAACGGUUUUGCCGGAGUAAAACCAGCUAGCCCCCGGUUAGAGCGUUGUAUUAUUAACUCAUCAUUUUGAAUAUGAGUCUGAAAUAAGCCAAUAUUUCCCACAAUGCCAAGCUGCUCCUUGAAGAAAUGAGCGCUGGAUCACCACAAGAUCAUCUGUAUGAAGAUGCUCAUGAAGGGCUUGACUGACACAGUACCAUGCUUCUCCUCCACGCACAGAUGUGUCUGUUGUCCUCGUACGUGUUAAUUAUGGCGAGUCUUCAUCUCACCUGCCUCUCUGUCAAUCUCUCUCUCUCUCUCUCUCUCUUCAGCUGCUCUUCCACCUGAUCAUUGACCACCUGGCUGAUUUCUCGGCCUCCCCUGACGUCUUCAGCAUGUUCGCCGAGCAGCUCAAGAAAACCUACUUCAACAUCCUCAUUAAACCUGAGAAACUGGGGAAGUGAGUUGUUUAUCUGCCCUCUUACUCUUUCUCUCUCUCUCUCUCUCUCUCUCUCUCUCUGUUUCACUCUCUCUCUCUCUGUUUGUAUGUUGUUGACUUAUCUUCAAGUCUGUGAUGCCUUCUAGUGGUGAAAUGUGCGACAGUCCUGGAUGGAAAAAAAAGACCCUCUCUUCCUUUUGUUAUCUCCUUUCUCUCUCUCUCUUUCCUCAGGGAUGUGCGUCUGCUGAUCCUGGAGCACUCUCGCUGGUCCAUGGUGGAGAAGUAUCAGGCUCUGACAGCCGGGCUGAGCAGCGAGGAGCUGAUGGAGUUCAGCCAGAGUUUCAGGGCCGAGAUGUACGCUGAGGGUCUGGUGCAGGGCAACUUCAACAGCGCCGUGAGUGAACGCAGACAAACAGAUUGAUUAACAAUAAGAUGAUCUGAUUAGUCAAUGACUUGGUUAAUACGUACGUUUCCACUUUUAUCAACCGAGCCUGAGUGCUCUUCACAUUUGUGUCCUGUCUGUUUGAUCCCGGCGCCUUGAUCUCAACCUCUUCAUUAUCCUCUAUUGUAUUUCCUCUGCAGGAGUCACAGCAGUUCCUCCACUAUGUCACAGAGUGAGUCAGCCAUCACACUGAAUAAACUCCCUAAUGAAAUACCAACACUGUAUAAUCACAUGGAUUUGUUUGCCUCUUGCCUCUGUAAUUUGCAUUAGUUCUGGUUGUUGAAUCCAUUACGCCCUUUGAACCUUCUGCAUCCAUGUUUUUCGCUCCUCCUUCUCCUUCUUCUCCUCAUUUUAUUUCCUCUUUGUGUUUUUUUUUAACCCCCUCCGGCAGAAAGUUGCAGUUCUCCAAGCUGCCAACGGAGGUGCCGGUGAUGUUCAGAGUGGUGGAGCUCCCUCUGGGGAACCACAUCUGCAAGGUCAAAUCGCUCAACAAGGGAGACGCCAACUCUGAGGUCACGGUGUACUACCAGGUACCAAAACUUACACACUGAUAAUACGCAACCAUUAUUCCAGAGUACGCCAUUAAACUUUAAUUUUUCUGCAUUUUUCUCUUUGUUCUUUCAAGUCUGGCCCAAAGGGACUGAGAGAGCACACACUGAUGGAGCUGUUGGUGGUGAGAAAUGAAUUUAUCGCUUUGUUUAUUCUUGACUCAUUCUGCUUUCUCUCAUGCUCGACUAAGUUGUCGUUGUCUUUCAGAUGCACAUGGAGGAGCCCUGCUUUGACUUCCUCAGAACCAAAGAGACUCUGGGGUGAGUGUUGUUGCGUUUGGCAGCCUUAAACUGCAAAUAAAGGCAUUCGUAGAAUUUGUGCAAAAUAUAUGACAAGCCAGAUUAUAAGACACAUUUUUUAGGAAAAUACUCUUUAAAGCUCCUGUUAGGAGUUUUUGAUAUUUAUGAAAUGGCUUGGAAUUCAUAUUGACGCCUUGUUGAAGUGAACAAGACCGCCACAGAUGAGACAGGUGGUUUUACUGCUGUCAUUUUUUAAGACCUGAAACUAGAUUGAUUUAAAGGAAAUUUAAUACAACAGACAGUAAAUAAAUCAAGGUAGGUUGAUGAUUUGAACAUGUCAUGACUUGUUUUGCAACUUGGAUCUCUUUACAGUAAGAGAUCCCAUCACAGCAUCCUGUUUACAGGGCGGAUAUUAAACACACAAUAAUAGGGUGUAAUGUAAAACAGCAAAGACUUAAAAAUGAACCUGUAGCAUAUAGGCGUGUGCCGAUAUGAAAAAUUUGAUAUCAUGAUAUUGGUGGCCCAGAAUAUCACGAUUCACGAUAUUAUCACGAUAUUAGCGCAUUGCUUUUAACGUUAUUAAAAAUGGCAAAAAACUGCGAAAUCACUUCUCCGUGCACAGCAUGACACGCACAAACAGUAUGAGCAAGAGGCAGCUCACGCGACGUUGGGAGCAUUAGCUUUUUGGAGCUAAAGUUAGCAGAAACGUCACUAACGUUGUCAAUAAUAAGCAGGAGAGUAGACCAAACUUGUUGCGGUCGUGUUGUUUUUACCUUGAUUUUGGCGAACGAUGCUGGAUGGUGUUCACAGAUGUGGGCACGUAGGUUUGAAGUGUUAGACAACGGCGCUGCAACUUCCUUAUGGCAUAACCUGCAGAUUGGUGUCAAGUUUACCUGCUCCGUCUAUUUUGUGAAGCCGUAAAACGUCCAUAGUGCCGACUAAACCUUUUUAAUAGGAGGAUACAGCCGAGGCGUUUCGUCAUUCUCAGAGUCUCCAACUGUUCUUGGUCCGGCUGCAUCGUUACAUUGGUUGGAAGUUGGAACGUUUGCGUCAACUUUUUUUUUCUUCUUUAAACCGUUUCUGGUUCACAGAGUGGACACGCUCCAACAGUGCUUUGUGUGGCCCCAAUGCAUUGUGGGUGUCCACGCAUUUUGUUGUAAAAUUUCUUCAUUUUCUCUUUUAAUGUUCCCGUUUUUGUUAGGCUGGCACUAAUGUACUUAAUUUGAGAGUUUGUUUUGGAUUUGGGACUACUUUUGUGGUGGUUUGUUUGUACAUUUUGUUACCGAGGAUUUGACACCGUGGGUAAGACUACAAGAGGGUUAGGUUGGUAAGUACUCGGCUUCACUCACUUCCACUGAGUGUCGCUGCCACUCGUCUUUAAAUUAUAAUUGUGGAACGAUUAUUACAGUACCUUACAAUUUCAUCAUCGCGGUCGUUUAAUAUCGCGAUUAAAUCGUAUAUUGGCACAUCCCUAAUAGUAUAAGAUUAUCCAACUUUUCUAAAGGUAAACCGCAGGGAAAAAAACGCUUAUAUCUGUGUCAAUAUGAUAUGUUUUUAAGAGAGACUCAGCAGAACAGAUAACAUGAGUACUGACAGUUUUUACGACAGUCUUUAUCUCCUCUUGACUUCUCUCCUUUAAAAUCAGUCUCCACCUUAUUUUAUCUGCUUCUUAACUCCCGAAUGCUCAAGGCGUCAGUCCACGUGCAGCCCCUUCACUGUGACAUCUCUCCCAUAGUGCAUAAUCACAGGACCGUGUGUGUGCAUGUGUGUGUGUUUCCUCUGCGUUUGCAUGUUCAGCAAUUGAAAGUAAAGACUAAAUUCCCCCAGAGAUUAAUUAAGUUCUUCUUCUUCUUUUUCUUCUUCUUCUUCUCAAGUCUGUCUCUUUACAAGAAGCACAAUGUUUGAAUUCCAAAUGUGCCUUGACAGCUCAGAUUAUCAUGAUUUUGCAGAUAUGUUUGCAGAUUCAACAUUUGUCCGCUAACCUUUCCCUUCACGAAACUUAAAGCUCCUGUAAGGAACUUUCGCUCUGCAUCAACUUUGAACAAAACAGCAUUUGCUUUUCUUGUCCUUCACAUGCCUGAGUAAUGUCUGCUGGCAUUAAAAUAGAUGUGUCUGACACCUACACCCUCACACUGAUUUGGGACAUUAAAAAUAAACUGUUAAUCUUGUCGCUGAUGGUCUUGUUUGCUUUUGUUUGUCAGUAAAAAGGCAUCAGUAUGAGGUUUGGUUUAUUUCAUAACUAUCAUAGGUCCUCACAGGAGCUUUAGAUUUACAAAUGUUAAUAGAGAUCGUUGUCUUUUUCUCUUUUCUUCUGUUUUACGGCUGUAUUGUUGUUUUUAAAGUUUAAAGAACAACAUGUUUUUCCAGAGCUCGUCUUCUUAAUCCUCAGUUUAACCGCGUCAUCGUCAGCGGGGAAGAUAAAAUGUGUUUUAUGGAGCAGUUUGAUCAAACUGCAGCACUAGUUUUAUUUUGAAGUGAAAGGAAAGGCAGUCACGACAGACAGAAGAUUUCCUCCUCGUGUAGACGCCCUGAUCUCUCUCUGUUUAUCUGCCUCUCAACAUCUCUCCUCCUCUGCUCCCUUUUCUUUUUUUCCUCAUGUCUCGCUCCGCAGGUACCAUGUCUACCCCACCUGCAGAAACACCUCAGGCGUUCUUGGGUUCUCUGUCACCGUGGAAACACAGGCCACCAAGUUCAAGUGAGUCUGCAACACAAUCAUAACCUUUCAUCCGCCCAAAAGCAAGAUACGAUUUAUCUAAAACGCUUCCCCAAAACCAAGGUAUAAUAUAUCUCUCCACUCACCCAAACCCACGCUCGAUUUAUCUGUGUGGCCCUGCAAAGAGAAGCGCGCAGAGCUGAUAAAUGACUAAAGGAAUCAAAUACAGCCUAUAGCAUAUAAUAUAUCUCUUACCUCUCCUGAACUUUUCUCUCUCAGCACCGAGCUGGUGGAGUUAAAGAUUGAAGAGUUCUUGGCUUCAUUUGGGGAGAAACUUGAUUCGCUGACUGAGGAGGCCUUUAAUACCCAGGUCUGUGUCUGUGUGUGUGUUUUAUCUUGUGUAUUUGUGAGUUUCCCCCCGCUGUUAUGGAAAAGAGGAAAAGUUUCAGCAAAUUUUUACAUAACCCUAAAGUUUUAGAAGGUGUCGAAAGUUGCAGCGAAAGUUAAGUUAAAAAUCGUGCCCGUGUGAGGCUCAGUCAGGCUUUCAGGUCUGCUUUGUGAAGCCGGAAGAAUCACCGUGUUUUGCAUCCGUGUGUUUGUACAGGUGACGGCUUUAGUUAAGCUGAAGCAGUGUGAGGACACACACCUCGGCGAGGAGGUGGACAGGAACUGGGCUGAGGUGGUUACGCAGCAGUAUGUGUUCGACAGGCUCAACAAAGAGGUGAGGGCACGCACACGCACACACACUCAGCCAUUAAAAUAAUGCAUACAUCCUUUACAGGCUUUUGCAGACGGUGCGUUCAGUCUUUGACAGCCUAAUCUACUUGAGGGGUUUCAUGUUGCGCCUUUUUCUUUAAGCUCCUGUGAGGAGUUUUUAGCUGAUAAUGAAACAGACUGAAAUUAAUCCAGCUGCCUCUGUAUGACCUACAAAAGCAAACAAGACCAUCAGAGACCAGGCUGAUUAUUCUGCAUACUUCUUCUUAAUGCCUGUAAAUGCUGCCAGGGAGCAGACGUAAGAAGAGGCCAUUAGCAGCAGGGUACUUAAACACGCUUUGUUUACGUUCUCCAUAGCAAGGGUUUAAUGUAGGCUGUUUGACAUUUAAGGUGAAGAAUGAAUGUCAGAAAACACGUGUACUACAAGACUAAGAUUUGUACCCAGGGGUCAGCAAAAUCAACAUAACUCAAAUGUUCCUCAUAGGAGCUUUAAAUGUCAUGAAUUCAGCUUAUCCGUGGUCUCAAACUCACAAAGCACGCAAUUUUCAAGUAUUUAAAACCUUCACGUCACAAUCAUACAGCGGAUCUCAUCACCACCACCACCAUUAACAAACUUAAGGCAAAAUAAGUAGGACUUUGUUUGGCUGAGGCUGUAUCCGUCCUCUCCCUGUCAGUUCUUUAAUGCUGCGUUUAAGGGUUCGUGGCCCCAAGCAAACCACAGUGUGCUGACUGUGGUGAAAACUCUGUCAUGUUUUCACCAAGGGCCUCAUCGUUUGCGCCCACUUGAGAGGAUGCGGUUGGUGAUGUGGAACUGGCCAGCUUUAUAUAUGAGUGUUGAGUUCAUGCUCCGCAAACAAGAAACUGCACUUUGUCUGCCUUUAAAACGCCAAUUAGAGUUUUGUCCUGAUAGCUUAAAAAGCUUGAGGUCUUUAAUAUAUUGUCAAAUCUAUCCUCUGAGGGCUGUUGAGUGUGUGUAACAUAUCAUAUCGCAUCGUUUCAUCUCGUCUCAUAACGUAUUGUAUCAUAUAUGUUGCAUCUUAUCGUAGCAUCUUGUCGUGACGUACCGUAUCGUAUUGCAUCAUAUUGUGUCAUCCAGUCUCGUAACAUAUCUUAUUACAGCGUAUCAUAUCUGUUGUACUGUAUCAUCUCACAUUGUAUUAUCUUGUAUAGUAUCAUAUCGUAUCAUACUGUGUUAAAUCUAGUGUAUCGUCUCAUAUAAUAUUGUAUUAUAUUGUAUCAUAUCGUAUCAAAUCAUAUCACAUUGCAUUGUAUCUCAUCGUUUCAUACUGUAUCACAUCGUACCGUACUUAAUUGUAUUGUACCGCAUCGUAUCAAAUCGUACUUUUUUGGUAUUUUAUCUCAUCGUAUUUUAUUGUAUCAUAUCUGUUUCAUCUUAUCCUAUCGUCUUGUGCCGUGUCGUAUCAUAUCAAAUCGCUUCUUAUCACAUUAUUUCGUAUCAUAUUGUGUCAUCUCAUCUCGUAACUCUCUUAGUACGCCGUAUCAUAUCCGUUGUAUUGCAUCAUAUCAGAUUGUAUCAUCUUGUAUUAUAUCUAGCGUAUUGUCUCGCAUCGUACUGUAUCCAAUCAGAUUGUACCAUAUUGUAUCGUAUCACAUCAUAUCACAUCGUACCAUCUGGUAUUGUACCAUAUCAUACCAUAUUGUAUUAUAUCUAGAGUAUUGUCUCGCAUCAUACUGUAUCGUAUGGUAUUGUACCAUAUUGUAUCGUAUCAUAUCUGUUGCAUCGUAUCCUAUCGUCUUGCGCCGUGUCAUAUCAUAUCAAAUCACUUCUGAUAGCAUUGUUUCGUAUCAUAUUGUGUUAUCUCAUCUCGUAACUCUCUUAUUACGCCGUAUCAUAUCUGUUGUAUUGUAUCAUAUCACAUUGUAUUAUCUCGUAGCGUAUCAUAUUGUAUCAUUUUGUAUAAUAUCUAGUGUAUUGUCUCGUAUCAUACUGUAUCUAAUCCUAUUGUACCAUAUUGUAUCGUAACGUAUCAAAUUAUAUCACAUCGUUUCAUCUCGAAUUAUAUCAUAUCGUAUUGUAUUGUAUUAUAUCAAGCGUAUUGUCCCGCAUCGUACCGUAUCGUUUGGUAUUGUACCAUAUUGUAUCGUAUCUAAUCAUAUCACAUUUUAUUGUAUCGCAUUGUGUCAUGCUUUUUUGCAUCACAUCAUAUUUUACUGUAUCGCAUUGUAUCACAUCAUAUUGUAUCAUAUCAUACCUUAUCACAUUGUAUUGUAUUGUAAUCGGUCUGCAGUAACCACUUAUUUUGGUAAUUAAGUACAAUGUUAGUAAUUAAUGGAGUAAUCUGAGAAAUGUUGCAUGUCCAGUAGUUUUUUCCUGUAAAUAAUUUUUUGCCUUUACUGCUGUAACAAUUUUGAACCUUUUUUUUUUGGAAUAAGAAACUAUUUUCUUGGCUUGCUUUAGGGUCUAAAUCAUCUCUUUAGUUCUAGAGAUGAUUUAGUGGGCACCACUACCUAUGUUGGUGGAGCCUGAGUGCUGUCAGGCUGUUAAACUUGACAAAAGCAGCAGGAAAUCACACACACGGGCAGAGUUUCCUCCUGUUCUUUUAUCUAGUAGACCUCUAAAGAGGUUUUCACUGCGCUGAAUCCCUAAAUCAAGUUCCCCAAAUCGACAGCGGCGACAAGUUUAACAUCUAAUUCAGUCUUACAGCAUAAUCAAUACAUAGUUGUUAAAUUGCAUAAUUUAAACAGUAUGGUCUCACUGCUGGUGUUUCUCUGUGUUUAGAUCGCGGCGCUGAAGCAGAUGUCCAGGGACGAGCUGGUCUCCUGGUUCAAAGGACACCGAGAACAGAACAGCCGCAAACUCAGCGUGCAUGUAAGCCGCGUGUUAAAAACAGAAGGUGAAAGGUGUUUCUAUGAAUGUUUGUGUGAUACCUAAUGUAUCCAUUUCCCCUGAAGGUGGUGGGCUUUGGUGCCGAAGAGAACGGCGAGGGGGGCGGCGAUAAAAAAGAAGAAGGCGAAGAGGGCAAAAGGGAGGAUUUGAGCAGCUCUGCGUACGGCGAGGUGUCCAAGCUCACCUUCCUUCUCGCCUCGCCGAAGAUGGCCGGCUCUAUAGCCAUCAUGGACGUUCACGCCUUCACCAAAGACCUGCCCCUCUUCCCUUACCACAAGAUACUAGAAUAGCCUCGCACUCACACCGUGACAAAGAGGAGGGGGCUCAGCUUUAUUACAGAUGCAGAGGUGAAGGCUGGAAUGGUUUUUGACCCCCCCCCCCCCCCCGGACCUGGAUUCUGUCUCAGGGCCCCAGCUGUAGAUUUUAUCCAAAUUGUGUGUACUGGCAAAGUGCCUCCAAGUAGUGAUAGAGUUUUCUUUAAGUGAUAAAUGAUAAUCCAUUCUUCUGUCUCACCCUCGAUUGUUUUGUUUCCUCAGACACUGAGAGUGUGGGAGCGCUUAUCCAUUUCUCUAUCCCACACUGACUGAAGAUCGUUGGAUCAAAUUCUCAUUUAUUUGGCUCUCGAGCUCUGCUGCUAUUACAGCACUGAAGCCCUGCAUUUUCUCUGUGUUUGUUUUGGAGCCCACGGUGAGCCUAAUACAAUUUGAAAAUACAAAUCAACUGUGAAAACCGCAGAAUUGCUGAAUCCCUUGAACUCGGGAGUUGUGUGUUUGAGUGAUUGUGUGCCGGAUUUUCAGGCUCUUGUGUGCGCUCUGCUGUCGAAUGAGCUGACCUGGAUUAUGCCGCAGUAUGAAACCGCACUAAGAAAUGAAUCAAGGAGUGAUGAGUGAAUCAUUGAAGCAAUGAGCUGACUUCUGAAGACACACUUUUGAGACCUCAUAAAGUCAAACUUGUGAAACCAAAGAAGAGGAGUCGAUCACUUUGUUUGUGUGCGCUCCCUCCCUGCGGUCCAGACUCCAUUUUCUCCAUUUUUCUUAUUCUUCUGAAUGCUUCUUAAACUCCUACAACUUCAAUUUACUUAAAAUACAAGUCACUUCAAACACAACAGGCAGCGGAAUAAUUUCAGGGUCGGGCUGUGUGACAAACAGCAAGGUCCUUUCAGAGUCAGAGGUGUUUGUAUGCCGGUGACUCAGUAUGCCUGCCGUCAGCUGUUUAAUUUACUCAGGUUUAAUUUAUGUGUAAAUUGUACAUCAAUCACACACUCUCUACUUUCUUCUCCUUGGGGGGAAGGUUGUUGCAGGUGAUAUUGUGUCAGACUUGUGCCUGGUGACUCUGCACUAUUGAGUGUAAUUAAAAACUAAUCCAGGGCCCAGCACAGCAGAGCAUGUUAACAGAAUCGACUAAUAUGCCCACAGGGAGGCCUCUUUCUGUUCGAGUCCUCACCUGCCUCACAUAGAAUGAUUUCCUGUACACUUUGCGGGGGAACAACCUGUCUAAAUAAGGAGUACAAGCUUUCUGCGUACAGUAGAUGUUCAAAUAUGUACAGAUGCCAACACACUGUACCUAUUCGUGACUGUUAACCUUCCCAGAAUCCUCUGCUGUAAUCCUGUGGGGGGAUUUAAUGCCAGUGCAAAUGUCAAAUACGGCUGUCGAGCUGCGUUCAAGUUUAUCCUAAAGUCAGAUGGAGUUAACGUCAAAGCUCUGCGCAGGUAAGUCAAGGUCUAACACAAGAAACGUUUUAGUAGUUUUAGUUAAAACCGAGUCAUUCCCAGUGCUCUUGAAGUAAAUGGCUUAAAGCAAACCUAACCAUCAGUAAAUUCAGUUUAUCAAUAUACUUAAAAAAAAUAAAAUAAAAGUACACCCCAGCUGAGGAGGAGUUUAAAUCUUUUCCUAGUGCUCUCUUCUUGCAGGUUCUGGUUACAUGGAAGAGAAAUAAGCUUCUCUAAAGCCCCACAGAGUGCUGUUUAGGAUGACAAACAGAUCUAAUUAGCUUUUAGUUUACUGUUAUCUGAGCUUUGCCUCGCUGGUUGAUCAGCCACAUUAAUCUCCUCUGUGGGGAAUACAGGAUAUUAAGAAUAGGACACCGAGACUUACAUUACACCAAACCAAAUAUGCAGCUGCUUUGGUGGGAAAAUGUAAUCUGUGAAUAUUAAAAAUGAAAAGCGCUGCCUUUACAUCACCCGAACUUUGCGUACUAUGAAAUCCAAUAACAUCCUUAUUUAGGAAAACCCUGCAGUACUUUAAGGGUCGAAGAAAUCCUCAGUAAAUUAGAGACGAGAGCUAAACAUUAACAUAUGGCUGCUUCAAUUUCUUUGGCCCUGAGGUCAUAUCAGCACUUGACUGUUAAUGAAAAUACUUCUUUUAAGACUUUGGAAGUCUUUACACUGAUACAGCUCUUUAUAAUCUGUUGUAAAUCCACCUGCUGUUCAGCCUGAUAUCUUCAACUUAGCAACUCCAGAGUGAUAGCCUUUUAUCUGUAGUGUUUCCAUUACUGUGGUUUGUCUUCUGUGGAGCCGCUGUAUAUAAUAAAGGCUUUAUUGAG
Messenger RNA from Xyrichtys novacula (pearly razorfish), 35989 nucleotides. Lineage: Eukaryota; Metazoa; Chordata; Actinopteri; Labriformes; Labridae. The record is from the annotation of a GenBank genome assembly.